Molecule: messenger RNA, 602 nt
Organism: Ylistrum balloti
Lineage: Eukaryota; Metazoa; Mollusca; Bivalvia; Pectinida; Pectinidae
Exons: 8
Coding region: 8-529 (173 amino acids)
Source: RefSeq, a predicted model, not a curated record
CGGCAAGAUGGCGAAGGUUGAAGCAGGGUCAACUAAAGAGGGCAUUCAGAUAUCACAGCUGCCAUUAUACAAUAAUCCUGAACCAAGGAAGUAUGAAGAGGUGGACCAUGCUGGCGAAAUCACAAGAACACUACGGGGAUGGGUGUCCCCUUUAACCCGUGCCAUUUUACCAGGGAUGAAAUAUGUCAAGGCUGGGAGCGAACGCGCGAAAGAAAUUGGACAGACAGGAUAUGCUCACACAAUGACAUCUGUCCAGAUGAUUGAGGAUGACCCUUACGGCCCUGCGUCCAUCGUAGGUGGUGCUGCCGGUGGAUUGCUUCUUGGUAUCAGAGGAGGGAAAAUCACAAAAGCAUUGCUGGCGAUCAGUGGAGCAGCACUGGGUGGAUAUAUCUACUACUGGGAGCCGCAGAAUAAGGCUGGAGAGAUUUUCGAUAAAAUUAAAAAAAGUGUUGAAGAUCUAUCAUUUACCACAGAAAAGAAAUCGGCGCCAGAGACAAAACCAUCAACAGAAGCAAAGAAAGACAGCUGAAACUUGCACAUUUCGUGAUAGCUCUUGUACUACUUAUAAUAUUAUAUAAAUGCCAUAAUAAAUAUGUAUAAGA